AUGGCGAAUGUAAUCGACGCGACUAUUCCGUAUAGACUCGUGAAGGAGGAGAACGAUUCGUCUUCUUCUUCUUCGAAAGGAGAAUCUAGCCCUGUAGACGCCGUUCUCUUCGUCGGAAUGUCUCUGGUGCUCGGAAUCGCUUCUAGGCAUUUGCUUCGUGGAACUAGGGUUCCGUACACCGUCGCUCUCCUCGUCAUCGGAAUUGCUCUUGGAUCUCUCGAAUAUGGAACCAAUCAUAGCCUUGGGAAAAUCGGCAAUGGAAUUCGAAUCUGGAAUGGUAUUGACCCUGAGCUUCUUUUGGCUGUUUUUCUUCCUGCUCUUCUUUUCGAGAGUUCGUUUGCCAUGGAAGUACACCAGAUCAAGAGAUGUUUGGGACAAAUGGUGCUACUUGCUGGGCCUGGAGUUCUCAUUUCGACAUUUUGUCUCGGAUACCUUGUUAAGGUCACAUUUCCGUAUGACUGGGACUGGAAAACUUCGUUGUUGCUUGGGGGACUUUUAAGUGCUACCGACCCUGUUGCCGUUGUUGCUUUGCUAAAGGAGCUUGGUGCUAGUAAGAAGCUAAGUACCAUAAUCGAAGGGGAAUCCCUGAUGAAUGAUGGGACGGCGAUUGUGGUUUUCCAGCUAUUCUUAAAGAUGGUCACGGGGCAUAAAUCUGACUGGAGUUCCAUAAUCACAUUUCUGGUUAGAGUAGCACUUGGAGCUGUAGGCAUCGGUCUGGCUUUUGGAAUUGCAUCAGUUCUUUGGCUCAAGUUCAUAUUUAAUGACACAGUAAUAGAGAUUACUCUUACAAUUGCAGUGAGCUAUUUUGCAUAUUACACCGCUCAAGAGUGGGCCGAGGCUUCUGGAGUUUUGACAGUGAUGACUUUGGGCAUGUUUUAUGCUGCACUUGCAAGGACAGCAUUUAAAGGUGACAGCCAAAAAAGUUUGCACCACUUCUGGGAAAUGGUCGCAUAUAUUGCAAAUACUUUGAUUUUUAUCCUCAGUGGUGUUGUCAUUGCUGAGGGCAUUCUCGACAGCGAUAAGAUUGCCUACCAAGGGAAUUCAUGGGGAUUUCUGUUUCUCCUAUACUUUUACAUCCAACUAUCACGUGUUGUUGUUGUUGGAGUUCUAUAUCCACUGUUACGUCGUUGUGGCUAUGGCUUGGAUUGGAAAGAAGCCAUUAUACUUGUAUGGUCUGGUUUGAGGGGUGCAGUGGCGCUCUCACUUUCUUUAUCUGUGAAGCAAUCAAGCGGAAAUUCAUAUAUCAGCAAGGAGACUGGAACAUUGUUUCUUUUCUUCACGGGUGGAAUUGUGUUCCUAACUCUAAUAGUUAAUGGAUCCACUACACAAUUUGUUCUACGCCUUCUUCGUAUGGACGAUUUACCAGCCACCAAGAAACGUAUAUUGGAAUAUACAAAGUAUGAAAUGCUGAACAAGGCUUUGAAAGCGUUUCAAGAUCUAGGAGACGAUGAGGAGCUAGGACCUGCAGACUGGCCUACAGUUGAGAAAUAUAUUUCAAGCUUAAAAGAUUUAGAAGGGGAACUAGUUCAUCCUCACAAUGGUUCUAAAACUGGAAAUCUUGACCCUACGAGUUUAAAGGACAUACGUAUACGGUUCUUAAAUGGUGUCCAGGCAGCUUACUGGGAGAUGCUCGAUGAGGGCAGAAUAUCCGAAAUUACUGCUAAUCUAUUGAUGCAGUCAGUGGAUGAGGCGUUGGAUCGGGUUUCUACAGAAUCUUUGUGUGAUUGGAGAGGUCUAAAACCACAUGUUAAUUUCCCGAAUUACUACAAGUUUCUUCACUCUAAAAUUAUCCCACGCAAGUUGGUCACAUACUUUGCUGUUGAAAGACUGGAAUCUGCUUGCUACAUUUCCGCUGCAUUUCUUCGCGCACAUACAAUUGCACGGCAGCAACUGUAUGAUUUUCUAGGGGAGAGUAAUAUUGGUUCCACUGUUAUCAAUGAAAGUGAAGUGGAAGGAUUGGAAGCGAAAGAAUUUUUGGAAAAAGUCCGAUCUUCAUUUCCUCAGGUUCUCCGUGUUGUGAAAACAAAACAAGUAACGCAUUCAGUGCUGAAUCAUUUACUUGAUUACAUCCAAAACCUUGAGAAAGUUGGCUUGUUAGAGGAAAAAGAAAUCGGUCAUCUUCAUGAUGCUGUUCAGAUUGGCUUGAAGAAGCUUUUGAGAAACCCGCCAAUAGUAAAACUUCCAAAAUUAAGCGACAGGAUCUCUUCACAUCCAUUAUCAGGUGCUCUUUCUUCUGCAAUAUGUGAACCUUUAAAACACUCAGAAAAAGAAACAAUGAAGCUGCGUGGUGUCACGCUUUAUAAAGAAGGUUCAAAGCCAACUGGAAUCUGGCUUAUUUGUGAUGGCAUUAUUAAGUGGAAAAGCAAAAGCUUAAGCAACAAUCACUCGCUGCAUCCAACAUUUUCUCAUGGUAGUACAUUGGGACUCUACGAAGUCCUCACUGGAAAGCCAUAUAUGUGCGACAUGAUUACAGAUUCUAUGGUUCUUUGCUUUUUCAUCGACACCGAGAAAAUACAAUCUAUUCUACGAUCUGAUGCUUCCAUCGAAGAUUUCCUCUGGAAGGAAAGUGCAUUGGUGCUUCUCAAACUCUUGCGUCCUCAAAUAUUUGAAAAAAUGGCAAUGCAAGAAUUACGAGCUCUUGUUUCUGAUGAAAGCUCAAAACUGACAACAUACGUACCUGGAGAAUCAAUCGAAAUCGAUUAUAGUAGCAUUGGUUUGUUAUUAGAAGGAUUCGUAAAACCAAUUGGUAUCCAAGAAGAGCUUAUCGCAUCUCCAGCCGCUUUAUUACUUUCAAACGGGAAUCAAAGCUUCCAUAAUUCAUCAGAAGCAUCAUCAGGUAUCAUGAGAGUGAGUUUCUCACGCCAAGCAACAUUGUACAGUGUGGAGACAAGAGCAAGAGCAAUCAUCUUCAACAUCUUCAAUAUGACUCUGCAACGAAGACCAUCUUCGCUAACACCACCACGUGGCUCAAGCUCUGAUCAGCUCCAGCGAACUUUUAGUAAAGAACACAGAGGUCUCAUGAGCUGGCCUGAGAGUAUUUAUAGAGACAAACAACAAGAAGAGAUCAAUAGAAAGACAUUAAGCUUAUCUGAACGAGCAAUGCAACUUAGCAUUUUCGGAAGCAUGGUUAAUUUGUAUAGAAGAAGUGCAAGUUUUGAAGGCAAGUACAAGAAAGUUCCAUUAAACUUAGCUCAAGGUCUCAUUUCAGCUAAAUCAGAAAGUUCUAUUGUAACCAAGAAACAGCUUGAAACCCGUAAAUUUGCGCAUGAACUUCCUCUGCAAGUAGCGGAAAGCAGCACAAGGCGGAAUACGAUGGUAGAAUCAAGCGAUGAUGACGAUGAAGGAUUCGCUGUAAGAAUUGAUUCUCCGAGUAAAAUCGUUUUCAGUGAUGAUCUAUGA
Molecule: messenger RNA, 3399 nt
Organism: Arabis nemorensis
Lineage: Eukaryota; Viridiplantae; Streptophyta; Magnoliopsida; Brassicales; Brassicaceae
Source: the annotation of a GenBank genome assembly